This is a messenger RNA of Fusarium fujikuroi IMI 58289, 1200 nucleotides long. RefSeq lists its product as uncharacterized. The record is from RefSeq and is a predicted model, not a curated record. Bases 1 to 1200 code for a protein of 399 amino acids. NCBI's taxonomy places the organism in Eukaryota, Fungi, Ascomycota, Sordariomycetes, Hypocreales, Nectriaceae. The transcript is spliced from 2 exons.
AUGCCUCCUCUCAAAUCGCUGCCUGACUGUGAAGGCCCAAAGCUGGAGCCCUUUGAGCACGACUUUGAAGGAAAUGAUGUGGAGUUUCUCAAGAUCCUUGAACCCGAUUUUGCUGCACACAGUAGGAUUAUCAAGACACGAAUUGGAGACAAGAUCUAUUCUAUCAAGUUCUUCGUAUGGGAGGAACCCUUCGCCCAACCUCCUUACACUUCGACAUAUAGCGACAGCAGAACUCCCAAUGAAUGCUGCAAAGGGUUUUAUUAUCAUUUCACACCUUUCGAAAACGAAUGCCGAGCUUUCGGUAGGCUGAAAGAUGUCGGUCGGGAGGACCUUGCGGUCAAAGUUCAUGGAUAUGUCGCUCUCAACUGUACCGACGUCAUCGUUGAGAAGCUACAGGCUGCAAGGUCUAAGAUGAUCUGUCCAUAUGCAAAGCUGGAAUGGUUUCUCUCAAUAGAGGAUGGCGUCAGCUUGGGAAUAGUCAAAGACUGGGUAGACGAGGUGGAGUACGAAGACGAGGAUACCUAUGAGCUGUAUCAACAGGUUGUUCAGGUCUCCCAUUUCCCUCGUAUGCUUGAGGGACUCCAUGAGCUCCACAAGCACGGGAUAGUUGUCAAGGACCUAUCUGAUCGCCAGUAUGUGAAUGGCACGCUCGUCGACUUGAGCAUGUCGUCAACAGUCCCUCACCCAUUUGGCCCAGACCCAGACCCAAUGGGCUUGGGAAAAUGGUGGCAGCCACGCUGGACGUUCCAGAGCUUGGCCUCUUGGGAUUUAUAUUGCUUCCAAUACUAUGUCAUCGAUGCUUGGAAAGAGGCCCUGCCUCGGUUCCUCAAGGCUAGGCCUGGAACUAAAGGCCUGAGAAAGACUUGCUGGAUCCAAGCCUACCGUCUCCCCGAAGAAACAAAGGAACUCCGACCUCGCGGUAGGUUUAGUCAGGACGAGGAGCAGCGGCCGUAUCUACCCAUGCUGAAUCAUGUCUACAAAAAGCUGCUUAUGACACAAGCACCUCGACAUGACCCGCUCAACUUUGCCAAACAUACUCCGGUCGUCAAAAAUGCCAAGAAGCGGGUGACAGUUGGAGUAAAAGGCCGAGGUGUCAAGAAAAGCGUGGCAAAGAGGAAGCAGGUGAAAGGCAAGAUGGUCAACAAGCCAAAGGCUCCAAGCUCCAGAUAUAAUCUUCGUAGCCCUGCAGUCAAGAAAUGA